This is a messenger RNA of Colletotrichum chrysophilum, 1770 nucleotides long. RefSeq lists its product as uncharacterized. The transcript has 6 exons. Lineage: Eukaryota; Fungi; Ascomycota; Sordariomycetes; Glomerellales; Glomerellaceae. Gene Ontology annotation, molecular function: ATP-dependent chromatin remodeler activity; ATP binding. The coding region runs from base 1 to 1770 and encodes 589 amino acids. The record is from RefSeq and is a predicted model, not a curated record.
AUGAGGACAUCAUUGACCAAACAAUCCGCGAGACUUUCGAGGAAAGCCAGACCCCGAGAACAGCAUGACGAGCCAAGCGAGCUCUUCGUCCCAGUCAACGGUGAAGAGAGCGACGUUCUAACACCCCCUCAGAAUGAGCCCCAAGUCAGGGAAGAGCCCGAAUCCGAUGACGACCUCAUGAUCAUCGACGUCCAGGAUGCAUCCGAAAAGGCCCGAAAGGAAUGGUCCAAGCCACGCGACCCAUGGACAGUCGACCUUACGGAUGUCAAGCAGGAGCCCAUGGAGGGGUCUUUUGAUCUUACGUAUGUCAAGGAGGAGCCUAUGGAUGAAUCCUUUAGCCUUCGCCACGCCCAGCCUUCAGGGAUGGAAUCUUCUCCUGAAGGCGACACACAAUCGACGAAGGUCAAAAGCGAGAACGAAGCCCUCGGCAAACGCAGAGCUGAGCUGGCUGCUAAGCUUGUGUCUAGCACGUUGAGUAAGGAAGACAUCGCCGAGUUGGCGCAGAUCACCGAGCAGCUUCAAGCAGAAGAUUCAAAUGCAUCAAUCAGCACAGACACCCCCGGCGAGAACAAGAAACGCAGGGCGCCUGCGAAGAAUGCAGCUGAGUACUUCGCCCGCGAGCAAGAGAAGGAAGAAGAAUCAGAGAAGAAACGACAGGAGCGCAGUUCAAAGAGAGGAUCAACAGGAAAGACCUCUCAGUCAUCCAAGCGUCAGAAACUUUCGGCAAGACAGAAACGACAGCUUGAACAGGGAGCACAACGCCUUCAGAGCAUGCGAGGACUCACAGAUGCCAUUCAAGAACGAGCAGAGCAAGGUGAACUGCCAGAAGAGCCAGUCAUUCAAGCGACUCGCAAGAACGAUCAACUGAGACAGAUGGCAGAAGCCGCCCCUGAGGGCACCGACACAGACCUUCUGCGAGAUCAAAUGAGAGAGCUGAGAAGAGCAACCCAAGUAUGGGGUGAGAGUGGCUGCCUCCCGAGAGACAGUAAAUGGAAGAUUCGGGGCAUGCAAAGCCUGCUGCCAAAUCACCAGAUCGUCGUUGGUGCUUGGAUGCUUGGACGAGAGUUGAAGCAGACUCGGGACCUUCCUCGGGGAGGCAUUUUGGCAGAUGCUAUGGGUAUGGGGAAAACAAUCGAAACCCUUUCAUGCAUUGUCGGCAAUCAAGCGCCCGAUCAUAUCAAAGAAGCGGGGAAGGGUGCCACUCUGAUCGUUUGUCAAUCCGGGCAGAUGAUAGAGCAGUGGAAGUCGGAAAACAAGAAGCAUUGCGAGGACAAGAAGUUUUCCGCAAACAUCGUGCAUUACAGAGUCGGCAAUAACAUGGACCUCGACCUACUGGCGUCUUUCAACAUCGUGCUUGCAAGUUACAAUCAGGUCAGGGACGGCAUACCAUCUACCAAAGUGCGACAGCAGAUGCUUGAACAGAUCAAAGACCCCGAGAAGUACAAUGAAUGGCUGGAAGCGGAGACGGGGGAUCUAUUCCAGAUCGAGUGGUUGAGGGUUGUCCUCGAUGAAGCUCACAUGAUCAAAAACUUCAAGAUGCACUCUUCGUUCUCCUGCUGCGAGCUCAAGGCCAAAUACCGGUGGGCAGUGUCGGGAACCCCACUGGUCAACGAUUCUCAAGAGCUUUUCUCGCCCUUGAAGUUUCUCAAGUUCAAUGUCGGAGACAUCGGUGAUUAUGUGCGAGAAUUCGUCCAAGCGGACGACGCUGAACAGAGGCAAAAUCAACUUGCCUACGAUCUGAUGUACAGGAGGUUAGUUUUCGAUUCAUGA